Molecule: messenger RNA, 1381 nt
Organism: Cuculus canorus (common cuckoo)
Lineage: Eukaryota; Metazoa; Chordata; Aves; Cuculiformes; Cuculidae
Gene: ANKRD9
Product: ankyrin repeat domain 9
Molecular function (GO): protein binding
Source: RefSeq, a predicted model, not a curated record
AUGGGCGCGCGGGGCUCCGGCCAAUCGGCGGCGGCCGGACAGUUCCCGGGUCCUGACCGACCUUCACCGCCCGGGGCGGGGGCGGGGAUAAAAGCGUCCCACCCCCCCCCCCCGUCCGCUGCGGCGGCGGCCGGCGGCACCGGGGUGGCCCAGAGGUCUGGGCUCGAUGCGGGUUCCUUGCACCAGGGUGGGAGGCAGCCCCCGGCGGAGCCCGGCCCCACCAUGCCCUGGAGCGUCCGGUGGGUCGGUGGCCACAGCGCCCAGUCCCAGAAGCAGUGCAAGAAAUCCUCCUUCGCCUUCUACCAGGCGGUGAGGGACCUGCUGCCCGUCUGGUUCCUAGAGGACAUGCGGACCAUGGAGGUCUUCCACUGGGAGGACGGGGGCAAGGUGAGCGUGUACUCACCCUCGGAGGCGCUGCUCUACGCGCUGGUGCAUGACCACCAGCCCUACGCCCGGCACCUGCUGACUAAGUUCCCCCAGAGCGCCCUGGCUGUGCCCAGCCAAAGCUUCAGCUGCUGCCAGUCCUCGGCCCCACACCUGGCCAUGGCUGUCCGCUACAACCGGGUCCGCAUCCUCUUCCGAAUCCUUAAGGCCAUCCAAGCCUUCCCACCAAGCGACAGAGCCAGCCACCUGGACCGCCAGGGCUGCAGCCGUGUUGAGGGUGGCAAGACAGCCUUGCAUGUGGCCUGUGAACUAGUGCAACCCGAGUGCUUGCUCCUGCUGCUCGGGCAUGGAGCAUCACCCUGUUUGCGGGACAGUGCCGGGAACACCCCUCUGGACACCUUGUUGCAGCAGAUUUCUCACGCGCCAGCAGCUAACAUGCGUGCCAAGCUCCUCUGCCUCGAUUGCCUCUUCUUUUUUGUGCCUCAGGACCUCCAGUUCACAAUGAAACAGCAACUGUUGGACAACAGGCAGUGGUGGCAGGACCUCCUGGGGGAGAACAGGUUCCAGUGCCUGCUGGGCUUAGCUCCCCCAUCUCUGUUUGUCGGAGCCAUGCGUGUCUUGAUCAGGACCAUUUCACCUGAGCAUUUCCCAGAGGCUCUGGAUGAUCUGCCUCUGCCUCAUUUCCUAAAGCCUUUGGACUUGAAACUGGAGAGCUAGAGGGGUGGUAUGAGAGCCUCCUGCUCACCUGACAGAAAUAGACUGUUGUGCUAAAAAUGUAUCAGUAUACAAAGCUGCUCAUGUGGCAGCCAAGUAUCUGUUUUAAUUACAACUGUAUUUUUUUAAAAGAAUCGUAUCUGGCACUUUACAAUAUAUUUUAUUUAAAGAUCCUUGUGGUGAGGUGAGGUCCGCGCUGCAUUUUAUAAAAACAUUCUAUGGCAUGUACAAAUGAGGGUAUGUGGGAGAAUAUAUUUGUAAAUACAUCUAAAUAAACCAGUGG